AUGAUUUCAUUCUAUCUCAUAUUCAUUGUUCAUUUUUCUGCAAUCAAACCGCUUUCGACGGCGACGGUGAUCCCGUCGCCAUUUCAAUUUAUCUUCGAUUAUCAAGAUGAACAGAUCAUCAAUACAAACUUUACGAUAACAACUACAUUGAUUCGUAAUCGUUCCCAAACGCUUGAUUGUGACAAUCAUCGGUACGGUACGUGUCUGGUAGAAAUGUCCUUAGAAAUCAGAUCGACCAGGACGUCAACCACAUGUUCAUGUCAAGCACCUGCAAUAUUACGUCAAAUUGCUAAUUAUCGGCAUAGUUGUAUUUUACCUAUCACUGAUGCUACUGAACGACCAAUAAUAACAAUGAUAAUCAAUUCCAGUGAUUCCGACGAACUUCUACCCAGUGCGACUGCGAUUUUCCGCAAUGCGCCAGCGUAUUCAAUUGAAAAGCAAGAAGAAAGUUCCAUUGUUGUUCAGACAAAACAAAAUAACAUCCUCGUACGAAGUCUUCGACAUUUAAGAAGUCAAAUCGAUAUGGACGAUGCUGUUGAAAGUGAGCUGAUUGAUCCCGAGUGCAUCUUUGAUAAUCAUGAUUAUCGGUACAGAAAUCCAUUGGGUAUACCACCAAUCAGUCGGGGCGAUGAUGUUGCCACAGCUGAUUUUGCGAAUGGUGCUACUACAGAUGACAAUCCAAAUGAUUCACAAGAAGAAAUCGAUUAUUCUAUUAUACUGAAGUGUACGGUGAUCCCACCUCUCUAUGGUAAUCUGGAUGUGGAAUGGAUUCGAGUGGCAGAUGCGCCGUCCAUAAUAGUGGAUAGUCGUAUCGAUCGGAAUAUUGACCCGGAUAGUGACGGUAUCUAUUUUCCUCAGAUGAAUCGAUACGUUUUUCUCGUACGAAUGAAGGUUUACAUUUAUCUACAAUUUAUUGUUGUUCCAUCGAGUAAUGUCAAUCUACUAUAUGUCGUUACUCAUUAUGAUACAGGAGGAAAAGAAUUUUAUCGAUCGAGAACACAGGAUGAUCCAGUUGUACAACGGUUUUUAAAGAAACCGAUAAAAUAUUUCGAAGUGCAUCUCAAUUCAACGGACAACGGCCUACCACCCAGUGAUGUGACAUUAAAUGUGGCUUAUUGUGUUACACCCCUAGAAAAAUGUCCAACUGUUAUCAAUCCGGAAUAUCCAUUGGAUGACUAUACUGGAACUGUCAAUAUUGACAUUCCAAUUAACGCGGAUGAUGAAUUGAUAAAUCCAGCCGCAUCAGCAGUAGCUCAAAGAAUUCCUGUAGCACCUUUGGUGGUAUCUCCAAAUAUUGUGCCGGGUGUUGAUAUUACUAUUGAUGCUGGAAGUAUUCCAUCGAGAUCAAAUAAUAUCUAUACAGAGUUAGCACCGCAGGAUGAUUUCAUUCCUAUACAACCACCAGUGUCAAGUAUUGUCAGUUAUGCAUCACCCAUUAGUGCUCCUAUUCAACCGCUCAUUGCAAUUCGUAGUCCAGUUAAUCCCAUUGUAGCUGCUGUCGAUGUUGGUAUCAGUAGUGAGCCGCUCGGAGACGAUCAACCAUAUAUUCCAGUCGUCAACCAGAGUCCAAUUGUUGAUCAAUCGCCAGUGUUGAUUCCAACAGCUGACGAUACAAUUCCAGUUAUUGUCGCUCAAGGUCCAAUUCCCAGUAUAUCAAUUCAUCCUUCGAGCCUUUUAGAUCCCGCACCCAUUGACGUGUCGAAUAAUCUUCCUGUGCCGCUCUAUCCAAGUAAUACUCUUAUACCACCCAUUCGAACAGCAGAACAAGUUCCUGCACAUUAUGCAUGCUACAACAACCUACAAGUCGUUGGCAACAUCAAUGUGCAGAACAUAUUUGGCAUCAAUUCACUUCAUCCGUCUCCAUUCUCCGAUAACAUCAACUCUCAGUCACUCUCACCGGGAUAUUCGUAUUCGUCAGCUCACUAUCCAUUUCACACCAUUGUCAUCAAUCUUCGAGUCAACAUCUAUGUGCAAGCACUCACUCUCGGUCCACAAUCCAAUGUUCAACGAUUCGGUCUGCGAUUGUACAAUCCUGACAACGGAGUGGACGACACAUACUAUUCAGCAAUUGCACCACAGUACGGUAAUCAACCAGCAGUCGUUGGUAUUCCGUUAGCGAAAGUAGCAAUUCGACUGUACUUGAACUUGUACACGACAAAUGAUGGUCAACCACCAAACAACGUCAAAAUCGUACUUAAUGCUUGUUUUGAUACGACAGCAGCAAUGAGCAGUGUUGGUAGCGAGAGGAUAGGGGGCCAAUACUAUCGCACUCCAGACGUGUUGCCAACAGUAUUCGUUCCACGAAAACCAUUACCAGAACCCACUAUUGUUACAUACGGUACUGGUGGUAUACCAUUACCAAACGUUCCAUCGAGUAAUAUUAUUGCAAACGUAGAAGUUUUGGUGGAUACGAUACCAUCAGCACCUAUUUCUUUGCCGUAUAAUGACAUUCAAACAUAUUAUUCGGAGAUUCGAACACCAUAUGAUUUGAAUACUAACUCUUUUGUGCCCUUGAGAUCUGGUGUGGCACCAAUAUCAUCACAAGAUUUCGCCGCAACAAUAGAUAUUGAUGUCGAACUAGACGGUGAACCCAUACCAGUAAGAUCUGAUGAUGUGCAAGUUAUUCCUCCAGUAGCAAGAGUGAAUCCUGUUGUAUCAUACUACCAUAGUCCGAUAGUACAGUCACCGGCGCCUACCUAUUAUUCAUUGCCACCCAUUCGAACAGCAGAACAAGUUCCUGCACAUUAUGCAUGCUACAACAACCUACAAGUCGUUGGCAACAUCAAUGUGCAGAACAUCUUCAGCAUCAAUUCACUUCACCCGUCUCCAUUCUCCGAUAACAUCAACUCUCAGUCACUCUCGCCGGGCUAUUCGUAUUCAUCAGCUCACUAUCCAUUUCACACCAUUGUCAUCAAUCUUCGAGUCAACAUCUAUGUGCAAGCACUCACUCUCGGUCCACAAUCCAAUGUUCAACGAUUCGGUCUGCGAUUGUACAAUCCUGACAACGGAGUGGACGACACAUACUAUUCAGCAAUUGCACCACAGUACGGUAAUCAACCAGCAGUUGUUGGUAUUCCAUUAGCGAAAGUAGCAAUUCGACUAUACUUGAACUUGUACACGACGAAUGAUGGUCAACCACCAAACAACGUGAAAAUCGUACUUAAUGCUUGUUUUGACACGACAGCAGCAGUGAGCAGUGUUGGUAGCGAAAGGAUAGGCGGCCAAUACUAUCGCACUCCAGACGUGUUGCCAGCAGUAUUCGUUCCACGAAAGCCAUUACCAGAGCCAGCUAUAAUUGUACCAAGCGGAUAUGUUGAUAACCAAGUUCCUAUAGCGUCAUUGGGAGGAGGAGAAAUUGAUGUUAAUGGCACGAUUGGUCAGCAGUCAGGAUCGUUUGAAAUCUUAUCGUCACCUACUAAGCCAAUACCUUUUUCACGUAAGCCUGGUCAGUGUUUCGAACAAAUUCUCAUAAUUGGCGGCUCACAUAUAACCAUGAUUCGUUCCCGUAAUCCUACGCAUCACAUGGUUGGACCGGAGAUUAAUUUUGGUGGUACAGGAUAUACAUUCUCCUCUGCAAGUGAUGCGUAUGAAUUCGAAAUUCACUUCGUUCAACCCUUUACAAUGAAAUAUGUAUUCAUUCCCUAUUCUGCAAACGUGGAAAGCUUUAAAGUUGAAGCAUCACAUGCCGGGAUGUUAGCUGUGCUCACGUCGAAACCGACGAAUGAUGGACUAGUUGUCGAUGGUUUUCCACCUAUCUUAAUUUCAAUGUUGGUCGUUACGAUUGCCCACACUACAGACGGACAUUUACCAAGUCACAUCACGUUGAAUAUCGGUGUCUGUAAUCCUAUAUAUUCGCCGUCGAAUGGAAAAGGUUUUUUAUCCUCGCAUUCGAAUGCUUUAUUGGCUGAUAGAGAAGGUAAUGAGAUUCCUGAAAUUACCGAUUGCACUCCAAAAUUACAAUUAAUUGAUAAUCCUACGCAAGUUGACCGCGUGGACAUUAAAACACCAGCUGGGCAUAUCAGACCAAAUGAUCUGAUUAAUCCGAAUGAAAAUGGAAUGGAGUUCUAUACUGUCGGCACACAUACAAUUGAUAUCUUCUUGGUAUCAACUCUCGCCAUUGCCUCAGUAACAUUUCAUCCAUUGACUAAUAUCGACAGUUUCAUAUUACAGCUUCAUCAUUCACAUCGUUAUUAUUUGGAAAUUACGUCAAAUAUCGGUUCAAAGAGUAUCAACAAACUCGAUAAUGUUCCAGCUAGUCUCAUACGUAUUAUCAUAUUGGGAACCGAGGACGGUUAUCCGCCGAAUCAUAUACAACCAGUUUCACAACCUGUCAUUGACACAUUUCGAUCACCAAUCAUCAUGCUACCGCAAAGCCAACCUCUACCAUUAGUUCAGCAAACGCUAUACAGUCCAAUUCUCUCUCAACCGCAGCAAAUUCUACCGAUUCAGCGCAUUCUACAAACACCCCAAGCAGCUUAUCUGACUCGAUCGCCCUCUGGAUACACUUGUCAACACAACUAUCAGAUCCUCACUUCUCUGCACAUUCACAACGUCUACACUCUCUCACCAACAUCUUCCAUCUCCGAUCCAACCCUAUCCAACUCACUCCUCCCCCCUGACAACGGCUAUUCAUUUGACUCGCAUCACUAUCCAUUCCACACCAUCGUCGUUACUCUCAAAUUCACCGGAUAUGUUCAGUCGUUGUCUCUCGGUCCACAAUCGAACGUACAACGGUUCGGUCUUCGACUUUACAAUCCACUGAGAAAUGUCGACGACACCUACUAUUCAUCCGUCGAUUCAGCCACCGGUCAACCCGUCAUCUCUAACAUUCACAUGGCAAAAGUUGCCAUUCGAUUGUACAUCAACUUGUACACGACGUCCGAUGGUCAACCACCAAACGACGUCCAGUUGAAGUUUAAUAUCUGUUUCGAUCUUCGUCCAAGUGAACCUACAGAAGAUGAUGUGGGUAGAAGAGUGAUGAUCGGAACACCAAUCAUUCCAAGUCCAUUGAUCGUGGAACCACCGCAGUUACCGAUAGUCCCAAGUGUUAUGAUGAUCCCGAGUAGAAUGAUAGAGCCUCCAGUAGUUUAUGGUGUUCCACGUCAGAUCAUAUCUGAUCCACAACCAGUACGAGCCGUGCCUGAACCACUAGUGGUGGCCACAAUAGACGUUCAAGCCGAUCUAAUACCAGUUGAAUCCAUGGCAGAAACGGUUGUUCGGACUCUUCCAUCACCGAUUGUCGAUGUUCCAAUUGUAGUAGAAGCACCAGCACCAAUCAUGGUUGUGCCACCAUCAGUUGAACAUGUGCGACCAGUCUAUAUUCCGGUUCAGGAAAUGCCAAAAGAGACUGUUUUUACUGUUUCAUCGCCGAUAAUAAAUCAACCUGUACCAGAACUACCGAUCGUGGCUCUCAUACAGCAAGAGCGAAUAGUACCGCAACAGGCUGAAGCGAUAUCUUUACCUCGCUUUGUUCCACCUAAUCCAGUAUAUAACAUACCCGUGUCAGUUGAAGCUAUCGAACAGUCGUAUCCAUCUCUAAUUAUGCCACCUCCUCAAUAUAUUCAACGUAUCCAACAUCCGAUUGCCUAUGAACAAAGUGUGCCGAAUAGAAUAAUACCAAUUCAACCAAUCGUAAUUCCUGUACAACAAACUUUUCAAGCUCCUCAAAGAAUCUUACCUAGUGCAACCAUUCCCCAUUACCUUACUCGAUCGCCUUCUGGAUACACUUGUCAACACAACUAUCAGAUCCUCACUUCUCUGCACAUUCACAACGUCUACACUCUCUCACCAACAUCUUCCAUCUCCGAUCCAACCCUAUCCAACUCACUCCUCCCCCCUGACAACGGCUAUUCAUUUGACUCGCAUCACUAUCCAUUCCACACCAUCGUCGUUACUCUCAAAUUCACCGGAUAUGUUCAGUCGUUGUCUCUCGGUCCACAAUCGAACGUACAACGGUUCGGUCUUCGACUUUACAAUCCACUGAGAAAUGUCGACGACACCUACUAUUCAUCCGUCGAUUCAGCCACCGGUCAACCCGUCAUCUCUAACAUUCACAUGGCAAAAGUUGCCAUUCGAUUGUACAUCAACUUGUACACGACGUCCGAUGGUCAACCACCAAACGACGUCCAGUUGAAGUUUAAUAUCUGUUUCGAUCUUCGUCCAAGUGAACCUACAGAAGAUGAUGUGGGUAGAAGAGUGAUGAUCGGAACACCAAUCAUUCCAAGUCCAUUGAUCGUGGAACCACCGCAGUUACCGAUAGUCCCAAGUGUUAUGAUGAUCCCGAGUAGAAUGAUAGAGCCUCCAGUAGUUUAUGGUGUUCCACGUCAGAUCAUAUCUGAUCCACAACCAGUACGAGCCGUGCCUGAACCACUAGUAGUGGCCACAGUAGAUGUUCAAGCGGAACUAACACCUGUUGAAUCCAUGGCAGAAACGGUUGUUCGGACUCUUCCAUCACGAAUUAUUGACACCCCAAUGGUAAUGGAACGCGUGAGACCAGUUGUGAUCCAAGAAACACAACCAGUGAUACGGCCGCCAUUUAUUAGAACUAUUUAUAGCCCGAUACAAGAACCUCCGCCUAUGUAUCGUGUUGUCGAUAGUAUUGUACCCCAAAUCGUAUCUGUAAGUCGAACAGCGUUUAAGCCGAUUGAAGAGCAACCAGUGAGAGUGGUGCCACAGCCACCAUUGGUUGCCACAGUUGAAAUUCAAGCUGAACUAAUGCCAGUUGAAUCCAUGGCAGAAGCGGCUGUUCAGACUCUUCCAUCACCGAUUAUCGACGUUCCAAUUGUAGUAGAAGCACCAGCACCAAUCAUGGUUGUGCCACCAUCAGUUGAACGAGUGAGACCAGUCUUAAUCCAGCAACCACAGCCGAUGAUACCACAACCUAUUGUUAGAACUAUGUACAGCGAGAACUUAUUGCCAGCUUCAAGCUCAGUUUACACUCUUCCAUCACCAGUAAUUGAAGCUCCGAAUACGAUUGAAAUAACAGCAAGCAUAUCGAUUAUGGAAGAGCCCAAUGUAUACGAGGAGCAACGAUUAAUCGCGCCAAUACCUGUGGAACGUGUGGUAGCACCUCCAAUAAUCUAUCCUGUCAUAAAUACGGCGUACAGUCCGAUUAUGCCUGCGCCGCCGCCAGUACUAGAAGCGCCACCACCAAUUAUUACAGCACAAGUAGAGAUGCAGCCUAUUGAACACCCAUAUCUGCCUCAAAUUGCUCCUAAUCCUGCAUAUAUUCAACAACCUAUCAGCGAGAUACGUUUACCGAGCCGGCCAGUGUCUUACGUGCCCGUUGAGAUUGGAAAGCCGUUAGUUGGUAUGGUUCCAUCACCUGUUAUGAUGCCUCCAGCACAAACAGAACCUGAUUACGUUGUGCGUGUACCUAUUCGAGCUCCACUUAUUCGAACGGAAACAUGUGUUUGUCAGUGCCCCAGAAGUGGUUCAAUAUCGAUCUAUUAUGAUGACAGCCAACCAAGUUGUUCGGUUCCCCUAACGAGAAAACGUCGAGAUCAUCAUCGCAAGAACAACGAAGUCGAUGACUAUUUAAAUUCAAUUAUAUAA
Adineta ricciae is the source of this 7554-nucleotide messenger RNA. NCBI's taxonomy places the organism in Eukaryota, Metazoa, Rotifera, Eurotatoria, Adinetida, Adinetidae. The record is from the annotation of a GenBank genome assembly.